Belonocnema kinseyi is the source of this 573-nucleotide messenger RNA. RefSeq lists its product as uncharacterized. Bases 1 to 573 code for a protein of 190 amino acids. The transcript has a single exon. The record is from RefSeq and is a predicted model, not a curated record. Lineage: Eukaryota; Metazoa; Arthropoda; Insecta; Hymenoptera; Cynipidae.
AUGAAAUUGCCUUCUUCGUCACAAAAAGCGAGAGCGCAGUGCAACUUAAUUACUAAUCAACAGCUUCAUAAUGAGAUCCAGCGCUUCUGGGAAAUAGAAGAUUAUGUAAUUAAGGGAAGGUACCCUCAACUAGACCCAGCUAAUAUUUGUGAACAAAACUUCGUUGCAACAACAGAACGUGACUCACAGGGACGAUUCAUUGUAGCCAUGCCCCUCAAAGAAGAGGUCAGUGAACUCAGCGAGUCUUUUAAUAUGGCUUAUAAGCGCUUUCUUUAUAUGGAACGGAAAUUGAAGAAGGAUAGUGAUUUAAAGGACAAAUAUGUAGAAUUUAUAGCUGACUACGCACGACAAGGAUACAUGGAACUGAUAUCUCAAGAAGAAGUAGAAACUGGUAAAUUAGUCAACUAUUUGCCGCACCACGCCGUUACAAAGGAAAGCAGCACGACAACAAAUCUUCGGGUGCUCUUCGACGGAUCAGCAAGGACCUCAUCAGGAUUGUCCCUUAACGAGUUACAAAGAAUCGGUUACGUGGUUCAAAACGACCUGUUCUCAAUUACUCUACGUUUUCGCUAA